This is a messenger RNA of Sciurus carolinensis (gray squirrel), 5547 nucleotides long. RefSeq names its product sphingosine-1-phosphate phosphatase 2 (gene Sgpp2). The transcript has 5 exons. Gene Ontology annotation, biological process: phospholipid dephosphorylation; sphingosine metabolic process. The coding region runs from base 201 to 1400 and encodes 399 amino acids. Gene Ontology annotation, molecular function: sphingosine-1-phosphate phosphatase activity. NCBI's taxonomy places the organism in Eukaryota, Metazoa, Chordata, Mammalia, Rodentia, Sciuridae. The record is from RefSeq and is a predicted model, not a curated record. Gene Ontology annotation, cellular component: endoplasmic reticulum membrane.
CUGCGCAAGGUGAAGCCGGACACCUGGGCUCCGGAGGCAAGGGCGGGCGCUAGGACCCGGGCGGCUCACCUGUUGGCUGGCGCGGCCCCGCCCGCCCUGCGCCCGGAGCCGGGGUCUGGGUGUGCGCGACCGGAGCGCGGGCAGAGGUGGCGGCCCCGCGAGGCUGCGGCGGCUGCGGGCGAGAGGGCGACCCGGGCACGAUGGCAGAGCUGCUGUGGAGCCUGCAGGAUUCCCAGCUAGUCGCCCGCUUCCAGCGUCGCUGCGGGCUCUUCCCGGCGCUGGAGGAAGGCCCCCCGGAGAAUGGCGCGGGUCCCCCGGAGGAUGCGACGCGGUGCCCCGAGGUCGGGCAUCACCCGGCGGCCAACGUCAAGGGCGGCGCGGGGCCGCCCAAUGGGCUGCGCAGAGCCGCGGCGCCGCAGGCUUACGUACAGAAGUACAUCGUCAAGAAUUAUUUCUACUAUUACCUGUUCCGAUUUUCGGCUGCUUUGGGUCAAGAAGUGUUCUACAUCACGUUUCUUCCAUUCACUCACUGGAAUAUUGAUCCUUACCUAUCCAGAAGGCUGGUCAUGAUAUGGGUUUUGGUGAUGUAUGUUGGUCAGGUGACGAAGGAUAUCUUGAAGUGGCCCCGUCCCUCCUCCCCUCCAGUUGUGAAACUGGAGAAGAGAGUGAUCGCCGAAUUCGGAAUGCCAUCCACCCACGCCAUGGCGGCCACCGCCAUCUCCUUCACGCUCCUUAUCUCUACCAUGGACAGAUACCAGUAUCCUUUUGCUUUGGGACUGACGAUGGCCGUGGUGUUCUCCGGCUUGGUGUGUCUCAGCAGGCUCUAUACGGGGAUGCACACAGUCCUGGACGUGCUGGGUGGCGUGCUGAUCACCGCGCUCCUCGUCGUCCUCACCUACCCUGCCUGGACCCUCAUCGACUGCCUGGACUCGGCCAGCCCCCUCUUCCCUGUGUGCGUCAUUGUCGUGCCCUUCUUCUUGUGCUACAAUUACCCCGUGUCUGAUUACUACAGCCCGACCCGGGCGGACACCACCACCAUUCUGGCUGCGGGAGCCGGAGUGGCCAUCGGCUUCUGGAUCAAUCAUUUCUUCCAGCUCGUGUCCAAGCCGGCGGAAUCACUCCCUGUGAUUCAGAACAUUCCACCGCUCACCACUGACAUGUUAGUUUUGGGUCUGACCAAAUUUAUUGUGGGAAUUGUGUUGAUCCUCUUGGUUCGUCAACUUGUACAAAAUCUCUCCCUGCAAGUAUUAUACUCAUGGUUCAAGGUGGUCACCAGGAACAAGGAGGCCAGACGGAGACUGGAGAUCGAAGUGCCUUACAAGUUUGUCACCUACACGUCUGUUGGCAUCUGUGCCACAACCUUUGUGCCAAUGCUGCACAGGUUUUUGGGAUUGCUCUGAGCCUCAAAUAGUUGAAAACACGCCCACUGGACAUGACAGCCAAGACAUGGGAAAGCUCUUGGAUGGGCAAUCUUGACAACUUAUUUUUCUUUAAUACAACUUAAGUCACACAUCUGUUUUGCUGAUAUCAGAUAGAUGCUGCCGCCGUGGAACUAAUGCUCCUAAUAGACUCUAAGGAUUGUGCUACAGCUGAACCAAGCUGAAAACCAUACUGAAUUCUUCAAGAAUGUCUCGCCCCUUUCUGUUACAUGGACUUUGGACCUGGUCCUGGGCAGGCAGGAGUUGUGGCCUGGCUGAGGAAUGAAUGCAAGUCCCAGUAGGCUCUGGACAGCCAAUGGAGUUGGGGGAUGUGGAGGUAGAACAUUUCUUUUCGGCUCUGACCUUGCCCAGCGCUGAGUCUCAGUUCCAAAUUUGGAGCUUUGAUCUUAGGGAAAGGAUGGCGCCAUGCACAACUACGUUCCUCGGACAAGGCAACUUCCUUGUGUUAUGAUCCAGUGAGAUUAUGCCUGCAAGGUAGGAAGGCCACAGACAGGAGUAAAGCCUCCUGGGAGGAGAUUAAAGGUGCUGGCAGAGCUACGAGCCCACAGGAAGAGCCUGUUUUCCUCACGAGCCCUAAUCUCCUCCAGGCUCACGUGGAAAUGGGGAUCUGCUCUUCUUGAUCAUAUAUUUUGCAGGAUCCCAGCUUCCAGUACUACACUCUUCUGACCCACAAAAUCACUAGCUGUUGCCGCCUCAUCACACGUUGCCAGGACUGGGACAUGCUGAGGCUCCUGCUCUCUCCUGCCUCAGUCUUUGAUGUCACCAGCAGUCUGGGCUUUCAUAUAAACUUGGAAGUCACUGGCAUAACCUAUGAAAGUGGAUCAACACAAGAAUGGAUCAACUUAACCCUUUUGGGGCCCAACCCUGAGGAUAGGUUUCCCUGACAUUGCCUGAUGGUGACAAGACCUCCUGACAUUUCUCCUCCAUUUCUCACUUACUUUCUAUAAUUCUAUUUUCUCAUUCACUGAGAGAAUCUCUCCAUCUUCCUACUUCUUAACUCUUGGCAAUUUUAAGGUCAUUAAAGGUAAGAACAACUUCAGCUUCUCUUCACAAAAUAAGCAAACCAAAUAUAACAUCUAUUAAACCUAGGGUGAGCCCCGCUUAGCCUCAGGAAGAUGAUCAUUAUGCAAACACCCGGAGUUCCCUCUUCAGUUCUUAAGAAUAAGGACUAGGUAUCGACUUUCUCAAAUGUUAGUAUAAAUCUGUAGUGAACAAACUAUCUUUUGAGGACUACUGCCUAAACCACGGAAGCCAAUGUUUUAUGCUCCUAAGAUAUCAUUACCAUGUACGCAUUUUGGGAAAAAAUUAUCUCCCUUAGAAGUUGCAGAGGCUCAGACCUCCAUAUCUUGUGUUAAAAUCAAAACCCACAUUUCUCCUGAUUUCAGAUAUGUUCCAUGGCCUUAAUGUUGGGAUGAUCUUUGGUAAUUGACUUAAUGUUCCAAUUUCUCAAGAAUAAUUUUAAUGCAAAACAUCCCAUUUUUUACUGAAAAUUCUUUUCACACUUAUUAUAGUUAGAAGGCAGGGAUCAAAAGGAUCUACCAAUUGACUAAUUUGGUAGCACAUGACAGGGGGCAGGGAGGCUAGCUUGCAGGUGCUCCUGCCUAGUGCUGCUCUUCAUUGCAGUGGCUGUUGGUUUGAUGAGGCACUUUCCCAUACUUCUGUCCCCCCAAAUGCUGAAACAGAGUUUGCAAGACUGAGUAUUACUUACACAAAAUUAUUUUAGUUAGUCUGAAGUCAGGUGACAUAAGGAUCAGCUUUGCCCACUUGUAAUUUUGAAAAAGAGAGGCUGUAACCAGUAUCACAGGAGUAGGUGUGAAAACUCAUAUAUAAAACUUUUUUCCAGCUCUCCCUUGUAAGUCCCAACAAUAGGAAGGUCAAGCAACUAUAUAGAUGUAUUUAAAGCUAUAUUUACAUACUUUGGGUUGAGGAUGAAUGUAUUAGCCACGGAACAUUAAAGAAGAAUGUCAUGCUUGGUCACUUUUUAAAAUAUCUGAUAAUGGCCACUGGAGAAUAAGUGUAUAUUGGUGAGACCAAGUAUAGUUUUGGGGCACUUCUGGUCUGUGGCCUAGAACCAGGCAGAAAAUGAAAAAUAUGUCAUUUCUUGAUUCAAACACUACCUUGCCAGCUCUCUUGCACACAUCUCUUAUACAGCACUCCAUGCUAUUUACACCACCACCACCCCUCCCAACACACACAAAGUAUUCUCCUUCAAAGAGUUGCCACCCCCACCCCAACCCGCCUUCAAGAUGUUUGGACUUUCUCUCUGGGGAAAGACUGCCCCCUGCUGGUUUGGCUUUAGUCUUGGUUCAAAGCCCCUCUCUUAAUCUGGAAUUUUAGAGAUUAAGAAUUUAAGUCAAGUUUACCACGGGUCCAUUGUAAGCCUAGGACUAGGGGCCGAGCCAACCUUGACACCAAUUCCCCAGGGUUAUUGACUCCUUCAGGCAGGAUGAUACACCCUUUUCCUAAUGUCCCCAUCCUGAUCCCAACUCACUGCCACUGUGGCCAACGGUGUUCAUCUUUAACCUUCAUUCUGAGUAGCUAUUGUUUCAUGACAGUUUUGCUCAAACCUGCAUCCCAACAAUACACAGGGGGUAAAGACACAGAAGAGACCCCUGGACUAGACCCCUUAAAUGGUGGAGGAUGAAACUGCUCCACCACAUGCCCAAGUGUUCACUGAAAUAUGGGAUUUUCUUGCCCAAAUAGACAACUCAUGCUUCCCAAGUGUAAUCAAAGCAUGUGGUGUUUCAGGGCCAUGUGUUCCAGGAUUCUAUUUUGGAAGCCUUCAGCUGUCUUGCUUAUGUACCUUAUGUAAAUUUAUUCUUUUAAAAAUAAAUCAUUUUUGUUUGAUUAUGACUUCUUAUUAAAUGCCUCAAAAGCCAAUGUUCUGUUGCCUUGGAUUUCUUUCCUCCUUAACCUGAAUUUUUUUUCUGAGUUCACUGAGUUGGAAAACGGAGACAAAAAUAAGUGGCAAGUUGCAUGAUUCUGUUGUUUUCAAAAAUUCAACCACGUGCAAAUACCCUCAAGCCCCAUAGUGGCCACGGGUGAUAACAGGAAAUAUCACACUGGCAUGUGUAAGUCCCCACCUCUAACUCCUUGAAAUGUACGUGGAGAUGAAUUUCACUCUGGGUUGGAAGGUACUUUAUAGCUGCUGCUGGCAAGGCAACUGGAAGGUUUUCAUAGGUGAGUGCACCACCUGCUAAGCCAAAUGGACCACUGCAGUGAUGUGCCCUGCCUCCGAGCACCCCGGUUUGCUAUUGGACAUGGGAUGAGAAGUUGACACUCAUCUUUGCAAGAGCAGCCUAGGACUCUGUACUGUGAGCAGGAUGUGUUUAUUACCUAAUGUGCCAGGCACCAGGGGAAUGGGAAACGCUUACCCUGUUCUGUGGAGUUCUCCUACGGAGAGAACACAGGCUUGGAGAACGACAAUCCAAGGUCAGUAGUGUUCAGAUCCCUGCAUCGUGGGACGCGGGCGGAGGGGAGGUUGAUUCCAGGUCGAGGACUGCAGCUUAAGCACUCAGGAGGACUCUGUAGAAGUAAUAAUGCAUGAGCCAGGCUUAAAGAACACAUGGGAUCAGCUCUGGCCAGAGUCUCUUCCCCAGACACCUCCAGCACUUACAGGAAAAACCAGAGCAAACCUGCGUGGACAUUGUGUUGAGAACCAGGUGAGGUCUAGAGGCGAUUUCACAGACGGCUUCCCCUUCUGCAUCUCUGAAUCAUCACAGCCUGUUCCAGCGAGCCCUGGGUGGAGAUGACCAGCGUCUGAAGACUCGCUCUGUGUCCUUCGUGCCCACUGUGUUCCUCAAUCUUGUCUUUGCCCAGCUCCCUGAUCUAGUUCUGUGAAACGUUAACCUGCGGAACAUUUUGCCCUGAUCCUGCCUUUCCGGGAACUCAGUGCCCCCUGCCCCUCUCCUGAUUAGGAGUGAAGCCCUGGUUCUCCAGCAAGAGGCAGAACCAAGUGAGAGUGGCCUUCACUCGCCUUGUUUUACACAAUAGAUGUUUUCCUCAGAGCUGCUUGUGUUUUUCAAACUUCAAGUGCACUGAAGGCUUUGCUGCUUAAACUCAUAUGGCGACACUUCGUUUCUAUAACCAUACGGCUUUAAUAAAUUAC